This is a messenger RNA of Enterobius vermicularis (human pinworm), 1077 nucleotides long. The record is from the annotation of a GenBank genome assembly. Lineage: Eukaryota; Metazoa; Nematoda; Chromadorea; Rhabditida; Oxyuridae.
AUGAGUAAUGCAGGAUUUUAUCGGCUUGGUCUUUGUGCGGUCUUGAUAAGCAGUACAACGUUGUUUACUCUUCUGAUUUCGUUACCUGCAUUUUUGGCAAAAUUUAGUUAUGAGAAACGUGGCAUCGAGAGCAUGGCAGCAGAGUUUCAAGAACAAACAAAUCAUCUGUGGAAGCGAAUAAUCCAAGCUGGUGAUGAUUCCGGAGUUGUCUUUUUCAGUCGUAGAGUUAGAUCUCCUUGGGAGCACGGAGUUUGCAGAGGGUGCUUCCAAUUAGCCUGUCCUAAUGGCCCUACAGGCCCGCCAGGUGAGCCAGGAUUAGAUGGUGUUCCUGGUGAGCCAGGCGAUCAAGGUCCGGCUGGAGAUGAUGGUUUAGACGUUCAACUAGAGCCUGAACCAGAACUUCCAUGCGUUAUCUGCCCUGCUGGACCGCCUGGUUUAAGAGGUCACCAGGGAGAGCGUGGUCGGCCGGGAGUUCCAGGAAUCAAAGGAAAACGUGGUCCGAGCGGUGCACCCGGUAUAUAUGGACCAAUUGGGAACAGCGGACCACAAGGACCUCCGGGAGGAAGAGGAGAAAUGGGACUUGCUGGUCCUCCUGGUGAUACAACAAUAGCAGGUGUCGGUAUCAAAGGGCCAAAAGGACCUCCAGGUCCCAGCGGGCCAAAAGGUCCUACAGGACCAGCUGGAAAACCGUCGAACGUUCCUGGAAUGCCAGGAAAAACUGGUAAAAUGGGUGUCGAUGGACUUCCAGGAAAACCUGGACGUCCUGGUGAUGACGGACCGUGGGGACCACCUGGAGAACCUGGUGAACCGGCCGCAUAUUGUCCUUCUGACUGCGGUGUCUCAGAAAUUUUCGCUCCAUCCUUUAUUCAUUCUGGAAGACCUCAGAUUUUUGAUGAAUUAAAUGGUCCGACAGUAAACCUUGUGGAUGCACCUGCACACGAAAAUACAGCUUCUUCAUUCAACCAGCUUUCAAAAUUUGAAACCUCAAUAAAUUCUGGAGAUCAAUCAGUAGCAGUUUCUGAAGCGGGAAAGUACUUGAAAAAUAAACUAGCUAAACGACUUCGGAUGAGCAGAUAA